Messenger RNA from Lentinula edodes (shiitake mushroom), 1505 nucleotides. RefSeq names its product SMP-30/Gluconolaconase/LRE-like region-domain-containing protein. The transcript is spliced from 13 exons. The record is from RefSeq and is a predicted model, not a curated record. Gene Ontology annotation, biological process: L-ascorbic acid biosynthetic process; fatty acid biosynthetic process. Bases 19 to 1236 code for a protein of 405 amino acids. NCBI's taxonomy places the organism in Eukaryota, Fungi, Basidiomycota, Agaricomycetes, Agaricales, Omphalotaceae. Gene Ontology annotation, molecular function: calcium ion binding; gluconolactonase activity.
GUUCUUCCAUCUUGAACCAUGUCUAUUUUCCGAAUUGCUGCUAGAUCCUCAAUCAUUCCGCGGGUUGCCUUGAAUGCCUCUUACAGGACAAGACAACAAAUACUUCUGCGUUCUUACUCUGCUGCGGCGGGCCUCUCCAAGUCGGAUAUCGAGUUGCGUGUGUUGGAUGUACUGAAGGGUUUUGAGAAAGUGGAUCCAUCUAAACUUACGUCAACCGCCUCUUUCGAAAAAGACCUCGGGUUAGACAGUUUGGAUGCUGUUGAGGUGGUCAUGGCAGUAGAAGAGGAGUUUGCGAUUGAAAUACCGGAUGCAGAAGCAGACGAAAUUCAAACAGUGCAACAAGCUAUCGACUACGUUGCCAAAACUCCCGAAGGUCCUCUGUAUGAUCCGGUCACUGCUACAUUACAUUUUGUCGACAUAAUUGAAAGAAAGGUUCAUCACUUCAAUACCGUCGAUUUCACUCUUACUACGGACCUAUACAACGUACCUAUAACGAGCAUUGUACUGCGCCGGGAUGCUCCAGGAUUGGCCGCUACCACGGCUCGAGGUUUUGCUUUACUCGAUCCAGAUGGUUCUGUCGAGUAUCUGGCCCAACCGUUACCUGAAGAACAUGUCCCCUUCACUCGUUUCAACGACGGUACCUGUGAUGUUAGAGGCCGAUACAUUGCUGGAACUGUAUAUUCUCCGGAACACGGAAUCCCUGGUAAAUUGUACAUGUAUGACCCCGAUAAUCAAAUUUGUACAACUGUUGACGAAGGUCCCUUUACGGACUCCAAUGGAUUGGGGUUUAGCCCCGAUGAGAAAAUCCUUUAUUUCACAGAUUCUUUCAGAAACAUCAUAUUCAUGUACGACUACGAUGUCCAACACGGAAAAUUGAGCAACAGGCGUAACUUUAUUGAAGCCAAGGAACUAGGUUAUAGCGGAUUUUGUGACGGCAUGUGUGUCGACGCAGACGGCGGUGUCUGGAGCGCUAGGUGGGGAGAUUCCCGGGUCUGCCGAUUCACAAGUUCUGGCGCCGUGGACCUGGAAAUCGUUUUUCCAAGGGUGCUAAAAGUGACCUCGUGUUGCUUUGGUGGACCUGGGAAUGACCAACUUUAUGUUACCUCUGCGCAUUGUGGAGCCAAUAAUGUUGAGGAAAACGGUCUGCAAUCUACCUAUCCCGACUCUGGACACCUUUUCGUUGUGAAUCUUGCCGGUAAGUAUAGAGGACGUUCCCGACAUUCGUUCGCCGGCUAGAAACUCGACAAUCGGUCUCCCUGAAGGCGUUUUUGGCGGAAUCUGUGUCUCGCAGUUGGUUCACAGAGGAUAUUUGUCAUUCCAUAGAAAUAACGUCUUCUAUCAGUAGUUUGCUCCAUUCCCUUUUUAUUCUUCCUAUGAACCCGUUCUUGAUCUAGUAUAUAUGCUAUGCUGACCAGAGGAACUCUGGCGCAUUAAUCAACCCGAGAGUCAACCGCGGGGGUACUAAAUAGGGGCUACGCUCAGCUCCGGGUAUACUACUAUUAGUA